CUCAUAUCUACAAGACAUGGUUUUGGAUUCCCUCAAGUGUCGGGCUAUGAGCAGGAUGUGUACUUGACCCACGAUUGGUUUCAUUAACAAGAGUUUUGAGAGAUACCAUUCCCUGUCUAAAAGGUUCUUUUGUCCUGCAAUUGGUUUUGUUGAAACUGAGAUGAUGUUGGCGAAGAUUAUCCAAAGAUAUCUACGACGUGAAGAAGCGAUGCUAAUAUUCCCCCCCACAUGGGAAUAUCUUCUAUUGCUGGGUUCUUCUUCAUAUAUUGUCCUUAGAACUGCAGCUUUUAAUAUAUAUAAAUAUGCGACCAACUGUUUCCUGCGAAUGGCUACCUUGCUCAAAGCUUUUGGCCUCCUUAAUUCUCCUCGUCAAGAUCAUCAUCUUCAUCUUCACAAGAGCUUCAACAACAAGUUCAACAUGCCCAAGGGUCGACCUGUUUCCCUCCAGACGGUUGUACUUAAAGUAAGGAUGUGCUGCACCGGUUGCGAAAGGGUUGUUAAAAACGCCAUCUACAAACUCAAAGGAAUUGAUUCAGUGGAAGUAGAACUGGAAAUGGAGAGGGUGACUGUUACUGGAUACGUUGAUAGAAACAAAGUGCUUAAAGCAGUUAGAAGAGCGGGGAAGCGGGCUGAGUUCUGGCCAUACCCUAAUCCACCACUUUACUUCACAUCAUCUUACAAUUAUUUCCAAGACACAACAAGCGAUUUCAAAGAGAGCUACAAUUACUACAGACAUGGCUAUAAUAUGGCAGAUAAGCACGGCAACAUUCAUGUGUCUCAACGUGGAGAUGACAAAGUUAGCAACUUUUUCAAUGAUGACAAUGUCCAUGCUUGUUCUCUUAUGUAGUCUCUUAUCAUACAAACACUUCACCAAUAUAUGUAUUUAUAUAUAUUAUUACAAUGUGUAAAUUAAAUCAUGUCUCAGAUCCUUGUUGGUUGAAUGUGUACCCUUACUUUUUAUGUG
This is a messenger RNA of Neltuma alba, 964 nucleotides long. RefSeq names its product heavy metal-associated isoprenylated plant protein 30-like. Lineage: Eukaryota; Viridiplantae; Streptophyta; Magnoliopsida; Fabales; Fabaceae. The record is from RefSeq and is a predicted model, not a curated record. Bases 161 to 847 code for a protein of 228 amino acids. Gene Ontology annotation, molecular function: metal ion binding. The transcript is spliced from 3 exons.